Molecule: messenger RNA, 1846 nt
Organism: Saimiri boliviensis boliviensis (Bolivian squirrel monkey)
Lineage: Eukaryota; Metazoa; Chordata; Mammalia; Primates; Cebidae
Source: RefSeq, a predicted model, not a curated record
AGGAAGGCUGCCUCAUUGGUCCGCGCAGUCAGGGUCCGGUGACUUUUCUCUUUAGCACUCUGGGCGCUGACCCACUUCUCUUCCUCUAAGUGAGUGCUCGAUACCUUCCGGCGCCCGGAGCUGCUGGCCUAAAGGCAUCCGGACGGAGCUGGGCCGGGUAACUGCUUUGAGGCACCAUGACCACCCUUGAUGAUAAGUUGCUGGGGGAGAAACUGCAGUACUACUACAGCAGCAGUGAGGAUGAGGACAGUGACCAUGAGGACAAGGACCGAGGCAGAGGCGCCCCGGCCAGCAGUUCUGUGCCUGCAGAGGCUGAGCUGGCAGGCGAAGGCAUCUCAGUUAACACAGGUCCAAAAGGUGUGAUUAAUGACUGGCGCCGCUUCAAGCAGUUGGAGACAGAACAGAGGGAGGAGCAGUGCCGGGAGAUGGAAAGGCUGAUCAAGAAGCUAUCAAUGACUUGCAGGUCCCAUCUGGAUGAAGAGGAGGAGCAACAGAAGCAGAAGGACCUCCAGGAGAAGAUCAGUGGGAAGAUGACUCUGAAGGAGUUUACCAUGAUGAAUGAGGACCAAGAUGAUGAAGAGUUUCUGCAGCAGUACCGGAAGCAGAGAAUGGAAGAGAUGCGGCAGCAGCUUCACAAGGGGCCCCAAUUCAAGCAGGUUUUCGAGAUCCCCAGUGGAGAAGGGUUUUUAGACAUGAUUGAUAAAGAACAGAAAAGCACUGUCAUCAUGGUUCAUAUUUAUGAGGAUGGCAUUCCGGGGACUGAAGCCAUGAACGGUUGCAUGAUCUGCCUUGCUGCAGAGUACCCAGCUGUCAAGUUCUGCAGGGUGAAGAGCUCAGUUAUUGGCGCCAGCAGUCGCUUCACCAGGAACGCCCUUCCUGCCCUGCUGAUCUACAAGGGGGGUGAAUUGAUUGGCAAUUUUGUUCGUGUUACUGACCAGCUAGGGGAAGAUUUCUUUGCUGUGGACCUUGAAGCUUUUCUCCAGGAAUUUGGAUUACUCCCAGAAAAGGAAGUCUUGGUGCUGACAUCUACCCCCUUCUCCACCAGGGUCUUGUUUAAAGGUUCCAGAUGACACAUGUUUACUUCAUCAGGAGGGGUGGCCUCUGCUGCUGGAUUUGAUGUCCUCCUCCAGCAUUCCUAAGUCUGACACAGCAGGAAGGGUCGAUGCUGACUGACCUGGUGACGUUGGAAAGCAAGUACUUUAUGGAUUUAAACAUUAGAGCUGGAGUGGGGCUGGAAACUUGGUAAAGGAGGAUCUUUAGUAAGAUGCCCCUGCUUGUCUUUGUCUCUUUUUUGUUUAACAAGAUCACUUUUUGUUUAACCUAGAUUAUUUUUAAAACUUUUUUUUUUUUCAUAUUGGAAAACUCUUAUUUGGUAGAGGAAAAUUGACCAAAAUAGAAGCAAAAAUAAGAAAAUUAAAAUAAUCUCUAAUCCUACCACCCAGAGUGAAACACUAUUAAUAUUUUGGUCUUCUUCCUGCCCAGAUGUUUUCUGUGUAUACAUGGAUAUUUUGUUUGUUCUUAAACGAUGGGUUCAUUCUGAACAUACUGUUUUAUAGUAUGGUCAGCCAAUAAUAUAUCAGACCUUUUUUCAUAUUAUUAAAUAUUCUACAACUUUUAAAAAAUGUGUUAAUAUUCCAUCAUAUAAAUGUGCUGUAAUUUGCUUGGUAGUUGUCUCUUAAAAAGAAAGCAAAUACUUUUUUUAAAUUACAAAAGUGACAGAUAUUUAUUGUAGCAAAUGUAAUAAAAACUGUUAAGACUUAAAAGCCAUAUAAUUCCAACCAAAAUUAAUCCCUGUUGUCAUAUUCCUAGUCAUUUUUCUAGCCUUUUUUCUAUGUAUUUAUAAUAA